AUGAGCAAAUAUACAGUGAAAUACCUUGAAGAUAAACUGACCAAAGAACUUGAGGCCCAAUAUGUACAUGCGGUUGAUGAUUCGGAUGGUUGUGGUGCCAAAUUCAGUGUCAUAAUUGUAUCGGAAAAAUUCAAGGGCCUAAAAAUGCUGCAGAAACAUCGUUUAGUCAACACCGUGCUGGCCGAAGAGCUGAAAGAAAUCCAUGCCUUUUCUCAGAAAUCCUAUACGCCAGAAGAGUGGGAGAAAGUGCAGCAAGAGAAAUAA
This is a messenger RNA of Musca vetustissima, 264 nucleotides long. Its product is annotated as bolA-like protein 2. Gene Ontology annotation, molecular function: 2 iron, 2 sulfur cluster binding. The transcript has a single exon. The coding region runs from base 1 to 264 and encodes 87 amino acids. The record is from RefSeq and is a predicted model, not a curated record. NCBI's taxonomy places the organism in Eukaryota, Metazoa, Arthropoda, Insecta, Diptera, Muscidae. Gene Ontology annotation, biological process: intracellular iron ion homeostasis. Gene Ontology annotation, cellular component: nucleus; cytosol.